AUGAGGCAGUGUUUUUGCCAGCCAACAUGCCACAUUUUCUUGGACCCAGUCCUGUUUGUGCCCAAACUCCAGCCUCCUGUUUACCUGUUUUUAGUGUAUUACCUGGUCAAGGACUAUACUUGUCACCCAGUAGUGACUCCUCAUUAUUUCAAAACCAGGCACCAGAGGCUUCCCCUGAUUUUGUCCCUGACCAUAGACAAGCUGCUUCGCAUAGUACAGUUACAGAGCCACCAAGCUUUCAACUGCCUACAGCUGGAAGUUUCCCAGUCCAAGUCAGUACACAUCUAUCUCAAAUAUCAGCACGUCAUCAUGUACUUUCUACCAAACCAGAGAGAGUUUCUGUCAAGUCCUCUGGACUUCCUGCCCAGAGCAGCCCCCCGCCCCCCUCCUCUCACCCCCAGUGCCCCCAAACAUCCCAUACGACACACACACGCUGAGCACCAUAGUCCAUUGCAGGCGAGAACAACUUAUCAGAGCAGCUCUCCUGAGAAGGCAGUGUCUCAGUCCUUAUUAGAUGCCCUGCUCAUCACUCCAAUCACACAACUUUCACCACUGCGCUUGAGGAAGAAGAAGAAGCGUCGUAGCGUCAGUGAGCUGCAGUUGCCCAAGAACAAGAGUGAGGAGGGAGAGGAGGCAGAACUCAACAGCCACGAGUCCGCAGUUGUCAAGACUAUGAUCAAAGGACCUGCUGCAACCCAGGGUUACAGUCCACAGAUUGGGUUGAUCACCCCAUCUUUCGGUAUGAAGGGUAAUGGAAGUGCCAGUGUCCCAAGGGGUCCUGUCCCAGCCCGACCUGUACCUCAACCCCACCCUAAAGAUGAAGACUCCCUGGUCCAGAUGGCAGAGCACAUCCCUGCUGGGACUCGUACACCCAUGUGUGCCCACUGCAACAUGGUUAUCAGAGGGCCAUUUUUGGUAGCAAUGGGGAAAUCAUGGCAUAAGGAGGAAUUUAACUGUGCCCACUGCCGUUCGUCCAUGGCAGAUACUGGCUUUGUGGAAGAACAGGGAUCUGUCUACUGUGAACACUGCUAUGAAGAGUUCUUCGCUCCCACAUGCAGACGCUGCCAGGCUAAGAUACUGGGGGAGGUGAUAAAUGCCCUCAAACAGACGUGGCAUGUCUACUGCUUUCUGUGCGCUUGCUGUCAGCAGCCAAUCAGAAACAACACGUUCCACCUGGAGGAUGGAGAACCAUACUGUGAACGAGACUUCUACAGUUUGUUUGGGACUGGUUGUCACGGCUGUGAGUUCCCCGUCGAGGCUGGAGACAAGUUCCUGGAGGCCCUUGGUUACGUCUGGCAUGACACCUGCUUUGUCUGCGCUGUGUGCUGCACCACUCUGGAAGGCCAGACUUUCUUCUCCAAGAAAGACAAACCUCUUUGCAAGAAACACGCUCACACACUGAAGAUAUGAAUCUUGGACUUUCCUCACAAUCUUUAUUGCCAUACAUGUUUUCUUGGUUUGUGGGGUGGGAAUGCCUCUUAAUAGUAGUCAGUUCAUACAACAAUAAAACUCAAGCAAUACUCGCACAACCAUAGUGGUGGCUCUUGCAGGUCAGGAUAAGGGAAACACUGCCAUGUAUGUAAAAGUGAACUUAUUUUUGUCCCAGACCUAUUGUAAGACAGAACAUUAUUUUGUCAUGUGGUUUCUACUAUAAACAGCAAGUAGUAGUAAAACAACUUGUAGUAAAAGAUCACUGUUUUCAGUUUUUAACUAUUUUUCACCAAAAAAUAAUCUGAAAGAAGCAUUUUCAUCUGGAUUUUAUUUGCUCGCAGUGUAUGUGCAAUGGUGCAGUGUACUAGCACUAGGAAUCACCAAAGUCAGACAUUUAAUAAUACAUAGGAUUGUGUGAUCCCAUUAUUUCUUAAUCCAGAGUUUAAGCUUGAGUUUUUCAGAAGCAUGACAGUGGUGAAAUCAUCACGUUUACCUUUGUGGGUUAGGGUUAGGGUUAGGGUAGUACCUAAACCUGUUUUUAUUUUAUUUUCAGACAGUACCAAAAAAUUAUAUUCAUACUAUAUAAUUAAGAGGAGGGUAUCGGACAUUUUCUAAGCAGGAGUUUGUUUUUGUUAGUGUUCAUGUUUGUGUAGCUCGAAUUGAAUUUAACAAUUUGAUCAUCAGCUAUUAUUGUAAGUUAAAGAGAAUAUUAACCAUCAAAUUUCCUGCAUUAAACUUUGUUGUAUUUUGUUGUGUUCUUUGCUGUACAUAUAUAGCAAAACCAUAUUACAGACAAAUUAAAAUACAGAAAUUCUGCAUCGUGUACAAGUUGUUUUAAUACAGGUGGGCUGGAUGUCUGCAGGGACAGUGAAUGCUGUUGCCUUUGACCAGUGCUUAAAAUUAUUUGAACUUUUUCUGUAUGUUUUAAAUAAAAUCUGUGUAUUUUAUUUUCUAUUUGUCAUGUGGAACUGAUAACAUUGGCAAUAAUGUUACUGGUUUCAAAACAAAUGGUCACAUUUUAGUUAUGUUAAUUUGAAACGACUUUUGAGAAAGAGGAGUGGUCUGUUUUUGGAGGACUGAUUUGGCCCUAAAUAUAAAUAAACAUACUAAAUAAUUAAAUGUAUAACAAAAUAUUAUGUAUAUUUAUGUAUUUCUCAUUACUUUGAUAGCCUGACAUAUCUUGACAAUUGCAUAGAAUUGACAAAAUGUUGUCUAUGCUGAGUGCCAUAUAGUUUCACUAAUCAUAUUCAUAUUCGUAUUUACUUGACUUACUAUAUAUAUUUAUUUUGUAAUAACUGCAUUAAUUUACGGUUGAUUCAGUCCUCCAUAGGUUUUAUAAAAGUCAGUAGCUCUUUGUGGUCUGGCCUGCAGGAGGUCAAAAGUGGAUACUAUAAUCCUUUUGUAGCAAACUGUAUAUUUUAAUUUGUUUAUAGAAGGGAGAAGUAUCUUAUCUGACAAUAUGUAUUUAACUGUUUGGGUAACUGGGUUUUUGCUUUUCAGGGACUGGUGCAGGGAAUGGAUGGGGGUGUAGUUUUUUUCUGUGUUUUUAGUAUCUCACUUGACUGUCCACUAACCGUCCCAACAUGUUGAUUUGGUGAUAUUUACUUUUCAUUAUGGCUGAGGGGUACAUAUAGUCUACUUUGUUUUGUUUUCCAUAGCAACAAAACAAAAGCACUCAUAUUCAUUUUCACAUAAUUAUCAUAAAAGAGAGCUGUGUUUUUAAUGUUUGGGGCAAAAGGGGGUGAGUAUGGUGUACAAUGGUAAGAAAAAUGCUUAAUUCUCACCUACAAAAGUUGGAACUGUUAAAACUGAUCUAAUAAAUGAUGUGCUUUUAAA
Molecule: messenger RNA, 3267 nt
Organism: Morone saxatilis (striped sea-bass)
Lineage: Eukaryota; Metazoa; Chordata; Actinopteri; Moronidae
Product: PDZ and LIM domain protein 7-like
Exons: 10
Coding region: 1-1410 (469 amino acids)
Biological process (GO): heart development; muscle structure development; actin cytoskeleton organization
Cellular component (GO): stress fiber; Z disc; adherens junction
Molecular function (GO): muscle alpha-actinin binding; actin binding
Source: RefSeq, a predicted model, not a curated record